This is a messenger RNA of Wasmannia auropunctata (little fire ant), 1172 nucleotides long. RefSeq lists its product as uncharacterized. The record is from RefSeq and is a predicted model, not a curated record. The coding region runs from base 49 to 1137 and encodes 362 amino acids. Lineage: Eukaryota; Metazoa; Arthropoda; Insecta; Hymenoptera; Formicidae. The transcript is spliced from 5 exons.
AGGACGACGACGACGACGACGACGACGACGACGAAGUUGUUCGCGAGGAUGUCGUUUGUCGAGCAACCGCCACUCGAGCGGGAGAUUGCGGUGCCGGCCAGGUUGCCGAUGAUUCUGAAGCAGUUCUGCAAGGCCGCGAUACGCACGCAGCCGUACGACCUGCUCAAGUGGUCCGGCUCGUACUUUCGCGCACUGGCCGACGGCGAGGAGCCGCCAAUCAAGUCGCGACUCGAGUACCCGCCGCCGAGCACGGCCUCCGGCCUGACCCUGGGCUUCCUCAGGGUGUUGCUGCGACAGUUUGGAAAUUACAACAAAACGCUGCCGGUCGAGACGAUCUCGCGUCGCUGGGAUUGCCUCUGCCUGGACCGCAGAGACUUCGACACGAUCCUCGCGAUCGGGGGAUUCCGUCGCACCUGCCAGGUGAAGAAGUUCCUCGCCAUAGCGGUGGGCCUGCUCGGCGCUAAUCUCACCGAGACGAUGAUCAUGGUCUGCCAAUUGUUCAGCCACGAGCCGGACGGCGGAUCCGCGAUGAUCCCGCUCACCUUGUUUAUGGAGAUCUACGAGUAUUUAGCGGAACUCGCGUGCGACGGCAAUGAAAGAGACACGUUCGAACAAGAUACAACGGAGCGUACUGUGUGCAAAGAGAGUUCCGUCGAGCGUACUUGCUCCAUAAACAGCCAAGACACCGACGUGGACAUUAAUUUAGAUUCGGAACUGAUAUCCAAGGACGAGGUUGAUUUGUCGAAAACUGAUCUAUCGUCGGAGCUGAUAGAGAACAGUUCAUUCGAAAAAGAAGCUACCAGCUCUGAAGAAAGGAGAGAUGAAUCUUUGACUAAUCCAAAAGAUGAUAGUUUGAUCGGUAAAGAUCGCACGGAUAACAAUGAUACGAUCGGUAAGAAAUUCUGCGGAGUGAAAGAUGCCAAUAGCGAUGGAAGCGUGUCUUCUGGAGUAGAGAAGGAUACAAAAAUUACGUGCUAUCCGAAUGUGCCAGGUAUAGGACCUUGUUUGUCGACCGAGCGCGUUGCGAACGUAACGGCGUGGAUGCUCGAGUGCGCGAAGCUGCAAGAGGGUAUGGUCGGACCGCGAAAUAUCCGGCACAUGAACUGCCCGUCUCUGCACGAACGAUUGAAGUCGUGAUAACGCCUCGUUAUUUCGUAAUAAUGAAUACGGAG